This is a messenger RNA of Histoplasma capsulatum G186AR, 759 nucleotides long. RefSeq lists its product as uncharacterized. Gene Ontology annotation, cellular component: DASH complex; mitotic spindle. Bases 1 to 759 code for a protein of 252 amino acids. The record is from RefSeq and is a predicted model, not a curated record. The transcript has 2 exons. Lineage: Eukaryota; Fungi; Ascomycota; Eurotiomycetes; Onygenales; Ajellomycetaceae. Gene Ontology annotation, biological process: mitotic cell cycle.
AUGUCGAUAUCCAGUGCUCGUGCGGAAAUGGAGAAGCUGCAAUUUCUCGAUCAAGAUAAUGAGGCAAUGCCGGAAUCCCCUUCCAAAAAUCCUGAUUUUCCAUCAGUCCCUCAGAAUUCCUCUGCUGCGCCAGAGGCAAACUAUGGACGAAAUAACGAAUCCCAACAUGAUCGUGAUGAGGCACGGGAAUUUUCUUUGCGGAGUGAACUGGAAAGUAUCCGGAACAUCAACCGGGUGGUGGAAGAUAUCAUUCAUAGCUUGGAUCGAGCAAAGGACAACAUGGAAAAUGUUUCCCGUACCGUCGCAUCCGCGUCUACACUUUUAAACACCUGGACACGAAUCCUAGCCCAGACGGAACAAAAUCAACGACUCAUCCUAAAUCCGUCCUGGCAAGGUGCAUCCAAAGAUAUCGCAGAUAUUGAAGGCGAGUCGAUAUUACGACAGCAGGAGGUGGAAAGAAUUGAGCUAGAACUCCAGCAGCGGAGAGAGGCCAUGGCUCGAAAAGCGGAGGAGGAGGAGCGGAAGAAAGAAGCUACAUCCGCUGCUAGGGGAUCGCGUGGACUGGCGCGAGGGAGAUCACGAAUAUUGGGCCGGACUCCUUCUACGACCAGCUCAUUCGGCACGACAAGAGGAACAGCUACGGCAAGAGGUACAACGGCAACAAGAGGCACGACAACACGUGGAACGACAAGCCUGCGAAGACCGGCGGCAUCUGCACCGGGCACGAGGGGAAGGGGAAAGGUCCCGGGGCCAUCAUAA